Molecule: messenger RNA, 738 nt
Organism: Uranotaenia lowii
Lineage: Eukaryota; Metazoa; Arthropoda; Insecta; Diptera; Culicidae
Exons: 2
Coding region: 1-738 (245 amino acids)
Molecular function (GO): RNA-DNA hybrid ribonuclease activity; nucleic acid binding
Source: RefSeq, a predicted model, not a curated record
AUGAUCAGCACAAUCUAUACCGAUCUGUCCGCUGCAUUCGACAAGUGCACAAUAUUUUAUGCCGAAGCAGCAGCAGCUUACAUCCCAGGAGUGACUCCGGCUGACCGACCAAUCACUGUACUCUUUGACUCAGCCAGUGUCGUCACCGCACUACAAUCUGAGACGGUCUCGCACCCAUGUCUUCAACAACUACAACUAAAAGCAGCACCAGAUACCACAUUCGUUUGGAUUCCUGGACAUUGUGGAAUUACUGGCAACGAAGAGGCUGACCGCCUCGCCAAGUCGGGUCGACGACAGGCGCGACUCACCAACUCGGUCCCAGCGGCGGACUUGAAAUCAUCGGUAACGAAAGCAAUAGCAAAUAAAUGGGCCGAGGAUUGGCUAAACUGUGAUCGAGAAGGAACAAGAGAGUAUUUCCUACGAAAAAUCAAGGGGGAUACCUUCCAAUGGGAAGAUCCUCUGGCACAUCAAGAACAACAAAUACUUUCACGCUUAAGAACGGGACAUACUUCUUUCGCAUACAACUUGCACGGUGGCGAGAAUUUCAAGAUCCAGUGCACUGCAUGCAGAGUCCACCAGUCGGUGGAGCACGUUCUCUGCCACUGUCCACAAUUCGAUGGCGUAAGAAAUCAACAUGAAAUCCCUGUAACCAUCAAGGACGCUCUAGGAAAUGAACCGACAGUGAUCGCAGCAGUGAUGCUGUUUCUGAAAGAUAUUGGACUUUACGAUCAAACUUAG